CGCUCCCACAACCUGCUCUUUAUUAUAUUAUUCGUUUAGCCACAGAAGUUUUGGAACGGUACAAAAUAAGUUUCUAGUGUGUGUAACUGAAUUAUGUCAUUUAAUCUCAUUUAACAUUGUUUCGGUUCCAAAGCGGCAACACACGGAAGGGUUGCCACCUGGCCGGUAAAAACGCUGUCCCAUUGGAGAGUGGUGAGUAUAUCUGCGUCACGGACGAUUUUAUCACUUUCUCUGGGUCCUAACGUGACAGGCGGGAGUGAGGGCCCACGGGGUGGCUACUGAGCACUCGUAAGUCUCCCGGGGAGAGGGAAAUUGCACUGAUUCCAGUCAGGGUCUGUUGAGACGCCCGGAAGCUCCCGGAGCCAGGCGAUUGCGCAUGCUCACAUCCCGCGGCCUCUUACCCCCAGAAAUAUUCCAAGUAUGUGCAGGCAGCGGAGAGGCGCACUCACAGUCUGAAGGGAAAGAGCAGAGACACAGAGAGAGCUCAGGAACAGGGAACGUGUCCGAGGAGACACAGCCGCCUCCUUGUUGGGCGAGCGAUAUGGAGACCAGUGAUUGUGCAACACGGGGAGCUCAGGGACAAGUGAGCCCGCAGGCUCUCGGCUACUGCGACUCUCUGCUCCGGGGCAUGUCCUGCUGAAGCUGCGGGGCAAACAGGGGAGGAAUGGCUGAUCCUCUGCGCAGGACUUUAUCCAAACUGCGGGGGAAGAGAUCCAAGAAGGGGUCGGCGGGGGGACUUGGAGCCGAAUGUAACGGAGAAGGUAAAGAGCUGCACAGAGGGGGCACACGGAGGGCUCGUGCAGAGGAGGAGAGCGCUGGGGAGGGCAAGGCAGGGCCACUAGUGGGCUGCGAGGGGCAGAGUCUCGGGGGGCGAACUCCAGCAACUUCCCCGGACUUUAUGGCAAGUUUACAGACCGGGCCGGAAAGCACAGAAGGAACAGUGGGCUGGUGCAGCAGCAAUCACAAUAAUAACAAUGAUGCCAUGCUGGGGGAGACGGCAGUUAGUAGCUCAGACACAGCAGGACGAGUCCUCACUAAUACUCACGGGCUAGAGGUUCAGUACAGGGGGCUCCACUCCAUACAACAUCCUCAUGGGAUUAGUACUAUUCACCACAAUGGGGGGAUCUUCCCCUAUGGGAAGUAUCACAACUGUCAUCUGUCUCCCCCCCAAUAUAACCCUUAUAGCCCUUAUAGCCACACGUCUAGUGCUGAAAAGCAGUGGCUAUCACCCCACAGCACCCCAGUUUCUUCAUGUCACCUGACCUUCUUUUACCCUCAGUCUCCCCAGACAAGGGCUGUCCAGGAGCCUCAAACAGAGUUUGUUCCCUCAAAUUUGUUUCCCAGUCACCCGGCUAUGUUAGGUGAUUGCCACACUGUGACCUCACAAUACAGUGCACCAUCGCACGAUUACUCUCAAUUAACGGCUCCCUCUUUCUAUAGAAUUACCCCAAACCACUCAGAGGACAGCGAGGAAGAUGAUUAUUAUGACAAUGAAAAUCUGCUGGUCACUGCAGUGACUGAACCGCAGUAUAAUGGCGUGUGUAUAGGGCCUGGUGGGGUAUCACAUAGGUCUCAACAGCUACACAACACUGUUUCAUCCCCAGGGGAUUAUUCAGGAGACCAGCAGAGUAAGGGCAAUGACAAUAUCUAUCUAGAGACUGACAGGCUGAGGUCUCAGUUGCAAGAGGCGUAUUACUUAUUAAUCCAUGCCAUGCAUGAUUUACCUCUUGAAAACCAUACCAGCAAGGUAGCUGCUAAAGUAGAAAGGUGCCACUCCAGCUCCCAGUCCCAAGACAGUGUUUAUUCUCAGUCGUCUGUUCGUGCUAUAGAAAGUGACGUUUGGUCCUCCGAUGAGACGAGCCCAAAGCAAGUGUCUCAGAGUGACCUGGUGUCCCUUAAUGCAUUGAGAAAUUUAGAAUUUAAUAGAUUCCAAAGCUGUAGCAAAAGUUUGGACGCUAUAUACACCAUGCCGAUUCAGGAAACCUUGCAAAAGUUUCAUAGCGAUAGUCUAAUUAAGUACAACACACUGAAUAAUAGCCCAACUUCUCCAAACCGUGGCAUUGUAGACACUUUGGGCUCUGUUUGCCACCAAGUGGACACAUAUAUGGACUGUGAGGGCGAUGUUUGCCCCCAAUCCAGUACUGGAGCCAUCAACCGUGGAAUAUCUGGGGAUUGUAAUCAAACCCAAUCUGAUUAUCUUCAUGAAGGAAAACCUGCCUAUGACCAGGUGACAUAUAACACUGUUCCAGCUGAUAGCCAGGACCAAGGGCUUUCCCAGAAACCAUCUGGAUUAACCGUAAAGAAGAUGCAGAAAUGGAUGUACAAAGGACGAUUAUUAUCUUUGGAAAUGAAGGACCGAAUUAUUGGAUCCUCCCAAAGAACCAAUGGGUCUUCUGCUGGCACAAGCAACAGACCUGAACUUGCCCAGACUAGUUCAACUGCAUCGCUGAAAAUACCUGGAGAGAGCCAAGGACCCCCUGUAACAGAUUUAAUUGAAAAUGUCUACGCUUCAACAGUCAGAAAAGAGCUCAAAGUCACGGAGGCAAAUGAGCAUAAUUUACAAAAAACCCGCAUCACUGUGUCAAAGAAAAGGAGUUGGUUAAUCCAGAGUAGCCACAAGUAUCCGCAACGGGAAGCGAAUAAUGGCCCUAAGAGGCCACCUGACCGUAACCAGCUGCAGAAGUCUCACAGCUUUAGUGUUCAACAACAGCAAACGUCAGUCUUUGUGGAAAAACAGAGCUGUAACAGAACCCAAGUGUCUUGCAAUGAGGUUGUUCAGCCGACCCCUGCAAUCCCCUUAGUACUGCCCAAUUGUGUUGCGGACCACAAUGAAGAGAAUGAUGCAGAUGAUGAAGGAGAAAUUUGGUACAAUCCCAUCCCUGAAGAUGAUCAGUACCUGAGCACAGACAAGACUUCUGGCCAGACUGCUACUGUUACAGGAAGUGAUUUAUUGAAAACAUCAGAGAGCCCUGGAGGACCUCCACGUUCUGCAGUAUGUGUGGGGGAUCUGAUCCAGAUGUCUCCUACCAGUGAGAUUAAUCAUAAAGAUGCCUUACAUUCCAAUGACUAUUGCAUGCAGCUGCACAAGCACAACCUAACAUCUAAGGCUCCAAUGGCACUUACUGAAGAAGUGACUCCUGCCCCUAAAUCUAAUGAAUCAGGUGCUGGUGUCCAGAGCUCCAUCAAGGCCAUUUCUUCCCAAGCUACAGAAUUGUCUCCUCCAUCUAGUCCAAACCCUUCAAAAAAGGGAGGAAGUAUUAAUUGGUCUUUUCCUGAUAAAAUUAAAUCCCCAAGGACUGUCAGGAAGCUGUCCAUGAAGAUGAAAAAGCUGCCAGAACUCAGCAGAAAGCGCAGCAUCAAAGGGACAUCAAAUGCAGACCAAGCCCCUUCUACGUCAAAAAGUAACUGCCAAAAUAUAAGCCGUACAGCAUCCUUAUCUUCCUCGGGAAAUGUGACAGCUGCUGCCAGUAGGAAUGUCAUUAGCCGAUACCACCUCGAUAGCAGUGUGUCAUCCCAGCAAAACUAUAAGAAGAAAAGCUCUGGGAGCUCGAAAUCCUCAAGCAAAGGGGGAUACCUCAGUGAUGGUGACUCCCCUGAGCUUAUAGCAAAGUCAGGUAAACAUGGAGCAGACGAUAGGGCCACAAAGGGAAAAGAAGCACUUGCAGGCGGUAACACAAAAUCCGAUAUAGACAUUGAUGCAUUUCGGCAUUAUAGCUUUUCGGAUCAGCCCAAGUGUUUUCAGUAUAUAUCAGGACUCAUAAGUCUUCAUUUUUACGGAGCAGAGGAUUUGAAACCUCCAAGAAUAGACUCAAAAGAUGUAUUUUGCGCAAUCCAGGUUGAUUCAGUAAAUAAAGCAAGAACUGCUCUUCUUACAUGUAGGACGGCUUUCUUAGAUAUGGAUCACACGUUUAACAUUGAACUUGAAAAUGCACAGCACUUGAAGCUAGUAGUGUUUAGUUGGGAUCCAGCGCAUCGUAAAAACAGAGUUUGCUGCCAUGGAACUGUUGUGCUCCCUGCACUUUUUAGAGUGACAAAGACACAUCAGCUAGCUGUGAAACUGGAGCCCAGAGGGCUCAUUUAUGUCAGGCUGAAUUUGAUGGAACAAUGGGAGAAUUCCUUGGACCGCCCAGGAGUGGAUCGGGAGCCUAUUGUAUUUGGUGUUGAGGCCAGAAAAGUUGUUGAAAAAGAAAAUGCUGGGCUAAUGGUACCGCUGCUGAUGGACAAGUGCAUUAAGGAGAUUGAACAGAGGGGAUGUCAGGUUGUAGGAUUGUAUCGUUUGUGUGGUUCUGCUGCUGUGAAGAAAGAACUUCGGGAGGCUUUUGAAAGAGACAGCAAAUCUAUUGGCCUGUGUGAGUCCCAGUAUCCGGAUAUCAAUGUUAUAACAGGAGUGCUUAAGGAUUAUUUGCGAGAACUGCCUUCCCCUCUUAUUACAAAGCAUUUGUAUGAAGCUGUCCUAAAGGCAAUGGCUGAGAAACCUUUGAAAAUCACUUCAAAUGGUUGUGAGAACGACUCCAGGGACUCUGAGAACACUGUUAGUCUACUAGACUGCCUGCCUGAUGUGGAGAGGGCGACACUGAAGAUGCUGUUGGACCACUUGAAACUGGUUGCCUCUCACCAUGAUGUAAACAAGAUGACCUGCCAGAACUUAGCGGUUUGUUUUGGUCCAGUUCUCCUGAGCCAGAGGCAAGAAACGUCCAGUCACAACAACAGAGUCUUCAUUGAUUCAGAGGAACUUGCUAGUGCCUUAGACUUCAAAAAACACAUAGAGGUCCUUCACUACCUUCUACAGCUAUGGCCAGUAAAGAACACAUCUGCCAAAGAACCAGCUCCAAACAGCGCUGUGACUGAGCAACAAGCUUGCCUGCGAAGGAAGAAACCUCGUCCUCAGAUGCUCAAUUUAGGCAGCAGUGAAAUGAGUGGGGUGCUGAGGCCGAGAGUCAUCAGGCUAGAUAGCCCUUCCAGCAACCGCUAUGCAGGAGACUGGAGCAGCUGCAAAGAGAACUAUUUCAUUUGCCCAAGAGAAGAAGCAGAUUAUGACGACGUGCCUUCUGAAGACACAGACAGCCGAGGAGACAGGAGCCAGGUAAAUGAUGUGAUGAGCCAUUAUCCGCUAACCAAAGAACAUUCACUCAAAGCUUUCGUAUCAUCAGAAGGGGAUGUAACCGAGGAACAAGAUGUGAACCUGCAGGACUUGCAAGAAAGUAUCGACACAUUGAUAGGAAACCUAGAGCGGGAACUUAAAAAGAACAAACAGAAUUCACAUGUAUAAUAACUCUUUGUUUCCUUCCUGAUGAGAAUACCGCAGUAACCAGAAGUAUCUGGUUCUCAUUCCAUGACAUUAUUAUUAUUAGAAAUAUUUCUUCUUAUUAGAAGAAUACAUGUAACUUAACCCUUUGGGGGUGUACAAUUUAAACAACAACAAAAUGACAAAUUACGCUUUGCGGUACAUUGGAUGUAAUGCAUUACAGGGCACUUAAGCUUGGGAAAACGAUUAGGCCAGAGAGUCUUGUUGGACACAUGUACCGGGACGCUAGACAUGGAAACACUACUUGGUACGAAUCCUUCUGGCACUGAAUCCUGCGCAGAUAGGCUUUUGUUCAGUUCUUUGCAGUGCAAAAGCUGAUGGGGUGAAUGUUCCUCUGUAAAUAGGCCUCACGCUUAUUGUGGAGCAAUCGGCUGCAGGCCUGAAAGUGAAGGGGUAAAAAUACACAUGUACAGAUGAAAGGAAGUUAAUGUAUUUCUUAUUAUUAUUAACACUAUAAAUAAUUAUUUAAAAA
Molecule: messenger RNA, 5777 nt
Organism: Xenopus laevis (African clawed frog)
Lineage: Eukaryota; Metazoa; Chordata; Amphibia; Anura; Pipidae
Gene: syde2.S
Product: synapse defective 1, Rho GTPase, homolog 2 S homeolog
Exons: 7
Coding region: 665-5269 (1534 amino acids)
Biological process (GO): regulation of Ras protein signal transduction; signal transduction; cell migration
Cellular component (GO): synaptic membrane
Molecular function (GO): GTPase activator activity
Source: RefSeq, a predicted model, not a curated record